Messenger RNA from Aaosphaeria arxii CBS 175.79, 1465 nucleotides. RefSeq lists its product as uncharacterized. The transcript has 4 exons. Lineage: Eukaryota; Fungi; Ascomycota; Dothideomycetes; Pleosporales. The record is from RefSeq and is a predicted model, not a curated record. Bases 244 to 1389 code for a protein of 381 amino acids.
UGUAACUAAACCUCAGUUGAUUCCCGUAGCGUGACAUCUAUCUGCACCACACCACGCGAACCGCUAUUUGCGACCAUCCGGGAGCGAGCAUGGCGAAAAUGCCCGAGCCGUCCUGGGCCAUUAUAGCUUUAAGCCUGACCUUCAUAUAUGGCUGUGUGACUUGUUGCAGCGGAUGAAGAACAAGGCCAACGCUCUUCAUUGCAUUCAUACCAAAAGUUGUGCAACACUGUAAAUGAUACCAUCAUGGACCCUUCACAGCUCAGUCAGUUGGAUUUGAACAACUUGGAUCCAUCGGUUCUGGCAGCACUGGCAAACUAUCCUGCCUUGCCUCCUCCCAAUGGUCAAGUAUCAAACUUCGACGCGCCUGCGCCUGACGCCACGACACUAUGGGUGCUUGGUGUAGGCUCAACGGUCGUUGCAUUCUGCUUCGUGGUCAUGCGACUGUGGGCGAAGCGCGUCAUACAAAAGCUAAGACUAUCAUGGGAUGAUUUUGCUUGCAUACUUGCCAUUAUCGCGGCUAUCGCUCACGAAUGCGUCACCCUAAAAAACCUUGACUAUGGACUGGGCAAGCACAUGUGGAACAUUCGGGCACUCUCGUUCUCAACAUCAGGGCUUCUCACCAUGACUGCUGCCAAUCUCAUCGUCUCGAUCAACAUGUUCCUGGUCCGGGUCUCCGUUCUUGCUCUCUAUCACCGUUUGUUCGAAGUGUAUCACACCUCCCGGAAACUCAUCUACGUGGGCUAUGUUCUCUCCGUGCUCAUCGUUGUUCCCGAAGUGGGCGUAAGCAUUGCUCGAAUGGCCAAAUGCAAUACUUUCAUUGCCUCCAUGAUGGACCCCUAUUGUGGCGCUGAGUCGACGAGCGCACCAGUCAUUGCCUUCGCGGUUGCCGGUGUGCUUACCGACCUGUUCAUUUACUCCAUUGCAAUCACUCGUGUACGCAAUCUGCAGGUGAACAGGACCAAGAAAUACUACCUGUGCUUUGUCUUUGCCAUGGGCUUCCUUGCUUGCGUGGCCGGCGUUGCGAACUUCAUUUUCAGCGCCAUUCAUUUCGCCCUCACAGAUCAACUCUGGUUCGCACUCUGGGUUGUCAUUUUCAAGAUCCUCGAAGCAAACAUCGCUCUAGCAUGUGCCUGCGCAACCUUCCUUCCCGCAUUCUUCAAGGCCCAGAAACCCAUCAUAAGCUCGAUUGGCUCGGCCCUCCGCAUCCGCAGCAGCCACGGCUCAUCCGCUGCCAGCAAGACGAGCAAGGGUAGCGUGAGCUCCGAGUCGAGGGGGACUCGCGAUUCGAGUGAGAAUAACUUGAUAUAUCCGCCCAAGGCGCUUCAGUUAGAUGAUCUUAUGAGGACGGAGAAAGAUAUGUAUCGGUAUGAUUCGCGAAUCGAUGUGUAGGAGUCAAGCAUGCGGGUCCAUGUUUCGGUAGAAAUUUGUCACUGCAAAUUGUACCUACCAGUUCUAAUAAUGAGUG